Messenger RNA from Suncus etruscus (white-toothed pygmy shrew), 4830 nucleotides. RefSeq names its product putative homeodomain transcription factor 2 (gene PHTF2). NCBI's taxonomy places the organism in Eukaryota, Metazoa, Chordata, Mammalia, Eulipotyphla, Soricidae. Gene Ontology annotation, cellular component: endoplasmic reticulum. The record is from RefSeq and is a predicted model, not a curated record.
GCUGCGGCGGCGGCGCUUCCCGUGCCCUCCUCGCGCGCGCCCUCGAGCCGCCUCCUAGCGGCGCGGCUCCUCCGCCUACAAUGACAAAUGUGUGAUUUCAGUGGAAUAAAUGGCGUCCAAAGUUACAGAUGCUAUAGUCUGGUAUCAAAAGAAGAUUGGGGCAUAUGACCAACAAAUAUGGGAAAAAUCCCUUGAACAAAGAGAAAUCAAGGGGUUAAGGAAUAAACCAAAGAAAACAGCACAUGUGAAACCAGACCUCAUAGAUGUUGAUCUUGUAAGAGGGUCUGCAUUUGCUAAGGCAAAGCCUGAAAGUCCUUGGACUUCGCUGACUGGAAAGGGAAUAGUUCGAGUGGUAUUUUUUCCUUUUUUCUUCCGAUGGUGGUUACAAGUAACAUCAACAGUCAUCUUUUUCUGGCUUCUUGUCCUUUAUCUUCUUCAAGUUGCUGCAAUAGUAUUAUUCUGUUCCGCUUCUAGCCCACAUAGCAUACCUCUGACUGAAGUGAUUGGGCCGAUAUGGCUAAUGCUGCUCUUGGGAACUGUGCACUGCCAGAUUGUUUCAACAAGAACACCCAAGCCUCCUUUAAGUACUGGGGGUAAAAGAAGAAGGAAAUUAAGAAAAGCAGCACACUUGGAAGUACACAGAGAAGGAGAUGGGUCAAGUACCACAGAUAACACACAGGAGGGAACAGUUCAGAGCCAUGGUACAAGUCCCUCUUACAGUGUUGGUGCUGUCUUCAGAGACCUCUGGCAUGCUGCUUUCUUCUUAUCAGGAUCCAAGAAAACAAAGAAUUCAAUUGAUAAAUCCACCGAGACUGAUAAUGGUUAUGUAUCCCUUGAUGGGAAAAAGACUGUUAAAAGCAGUGAAGAUGGAGUGCAAAGUCAUGAACCUGAGUGUGAGACUCUUGGGCCAGAAGAGGCAGCUUGGAACACAGGAGCUCUGAGGAACAUCACCAGCAAAGAUACCCAAAGGACAGUAACAAAUGUCUCUGAUGAAGUCUCGAGUGAGGAAGGUCCUGAAGUGGAAUAUCCAUUACGACACCAUGUUGAUAGGACUUCUGAGAACAUCCUUCGGAAUAGAAAGUCACACAAUUAUAAGAAACAUUAUCCUAUUGAGGAUGCCCCUAAAUCGGGUACUAGUUGCAGCUCUCGCUGUUCAAGUUCCAGACAGGAUUCUGAGAGCACAAGGCCAGAAUCUGAAACAGAAGAUGUAUUAUGGGAAGACUUGUUACAUUGUGCAGAAUGCCAUUCAUCUUGUACCAGUGAGACAGAUGUGGAAAAUCCUCAAAUUAAUCCAUGUGUGAAAAAAGAAUAUAGAGACGACCCUUUUCAUCAGAGUUAUUUACCCUGGCUCCAUAGUCCCCACCCAGGAUUAGAAAAAAUAAGUGCUAUAGUAUGGGAAGGCAAUGAUUGUAAGAAAGCAGAUAUGUCUGUACUUGAAAUCAGUGGUGUGAUCAUGAACAGAGUGAACAAUCAUAUACCAGGAAUAGGAUACCAGAUUUUUGGAAAUGCAAUUUCUCUAAUCCUGGGUUUAACUCCGUUUGUUUUCCGACUCUCCCAAGCUACAGACUUGGAACAACUCACAGCAUAUUCUGCAUCAGAACUUUAUGUGAUUGCUUUUGGUUCUAAAGAAGAUGUUAUAGUUCUUACUAUGGUUAUAAUAAGUUUUGUGGUUCGUGUAUCUCUGGUAUGGAUUUUCUUUUUUUUGCUCUGUGUAGCAGAAAGAACUUAUAAACAGCGAUUGCUUUUUGCAAAACUCUUUGGACAUUUAACAUCAGCAAGGAGGGCUCGAAAAUCUGAGGUUCCUCAUUUCCGAUUGAAGAAAGUACAGAAUAUAAAAAUCUGGCUCUCUCUUCGUUCUUACCUUAAGCGUAGAGGUCCUCAGCGUUCAGUUGAUGUGAUAGUUUCAUCUGCUUUUUUACUAACUAUCUCCGUUGUGUUUAUCUGUUGUGCCCAGUUGCUUCAUGUACAUGAAAUCUUUCUUGACUGUCACUACAAUUGGGAGCUGGUAAUUUGGUGCAUUUCAUUAACACUUUUUCUUCUAAGAUUUGUUACCCUUGGCUCCGAAACAAGUAAAAAAUAUAGCAAUACCUCAAUAUUACUUACUGAACAGAUAAACCUCUACUUGAAAAUGGAGAAGAAACCUAAUAAAAAAGAGGAACUGACACUCGUGAAUAAUGUUUUAAAACUGGCUACUAAACUGCUAAAGGAACUAGAGAGCCCCUUUAGGUUAUAUGGGCUUACCAUGAACCCACUGCUUUAUAACAUCACCCAGGUUGUCAUCUUGUCAGCUGUUUCUGGCGUUAUCAGUGACCUGCUGGGAUUUAAUUUAAAGCUGUGGAAGAUUAAAUCAUGACAAUUGAGAGAAAAGAAGAUGUAGCCUCUUUUCCAGAAUAAGAGUACCAACUAAGCUGCCUGAAAGCAGUCUCUGACACUUGACUUCGGGAGUCUCAGCUGGGAAAUUGAAGUGUUUACAUCACACUGUGUUGUGCAAUUCUUCUAUUUAUUUUACUUUUUCACUGUUGGGUUGGUUUUGUUUAUUUUUUUAACAUUAUUUUAGACUUUAUAUUUUAUUUUAUUUUUUAAGUUGUUGAAAGGGUGAUAAAACUGAUACACAGAUACUUGAGAUCCUGGUAAUUGCUCAUAAAUAAUUGAGAAGACAAGUCAUGAAACUAGAAGCCAUUGUUUAGCACUAUUUUUCCAUCAAUGCCGUGAACUUGCCUUACCUGAAGAAAAGUUCCUUAAUUUUAGAAUAUUGCUUUGGACUCAGCUAAAUAUACAAAGCAUUUUCUUCGGUAAAUCAAGAUCCAGUCAGGGUUUCUCUUGAAUUAUUUUGGAACAAUGCCAGGAUCUAAACUGAUUAAGCUGCAGUUUAAGCACCCUCAGUAUUAAUAUAUAUGGUGUUACGUAGCAUAACAGGUCAACAAGUGCUCUUUGAUGAUAAAACCCUUAAUAGAGCAAUAAUUGUAAAUGGUUACCAUACUGUAAGAUAUUUUGAUAAAAAUUAACUAGUAAUAAUUGUAUUUAUUUGAAACACUGGGCUGUUUGCACAGCUCUAACUGUGCAUGCUCAAAAUGUGCACUUUUUAAAAUUGUUACUUUUAAUGCAUAUCUUUAUAUGGAAUAUGUUAUAGUUACUAGGGCAUGAAAUGGUAUCCUUUUGAGUGAGAUAUGGGGGCCAGAGUUAUAUUACAGUUGGUAGGGCACUUGCCUUGCGUGUGGCCAACCUAUGUUUGAUCUCCAGCAUCCCAUAUGGUCCUUGUGCACUGCCAGGAGUAAAUCCUGAAUGCAGAGCCAGGAGUAACCCCUGAGUAUCGCCAGGUGUGGGCCCUCACCACCCCCAAAAAUGAAGUGCCUAUUGAUUACUAAAGUACAUUUUGUUUACUCAAGUAAAAUAAUUUUCUUCCCUUAGUACUUUGUGGUGUAUGCUAUUCAUACCACAGUCAAAUAAACAAUGGAACCAGUAGAAUAUUCUCCUAAUUACCAAUUAUAAAACCACAUCCAAAUUUUCAGGAAAAUUAGUUUCAGUGUACAAAUUCCAUCCUCUAAACUAAAUAUGGUACAUUCCCCCCCCCCUUAUCCCCAUUUGUAUAAGGGCUAUUUUAGAUGCUUUUAACCUGGAUGUUUAACCCAGCCCCCCUGGCACCAUCUCCCAAAUAAUUUUUGACAAGGACUUACUGUGUUGGCAUGUUAGGUAAAUAGGGUGACUAUGGUGGUAUCUUACAUCAGAUCUUGGUUUUAAUUUCUCAUAUUUGUACAAUCAAGAAUGUUAUAGAGAUUACACAAAACAUGAAGUGUUUUUGCAUUUAAGAAAACUGGGCAGCUAGUUUCUUAUGCAUUUAUUUGAAACAAUCUCAAAUUUUCUUGGUGCAGAAUGUAUCAUGAUGAGUAUCCUUACAUUUUUACCCUAUUUUAGGAUAUUUAAAAUAAUUAAUUGCAAGUGAUUUUUUUUAGUGCAGUUCUGAUUCUUAAAUCAUUAUCUUAAGCCCAGGAAUGUGUGAAGAAUGUAGCCAUGUCAUGGUAGCACUUGGCUCUUACCAUUCCUUCUGAUCAGCCUAGUUGUACAGUAUAUUUUCUUUCUGUAGUAAACAGCAUAACGCAUUUGUUUUAUUUGCUUGUGUUCUAAUAUGUUUAAUAAUGACCAAAGUGCAUUCUGAGUCUUUUUAAGGAAUGUAUUACUGGAGCUUUAAGAACAUACUUAUUUCCUCAUGUGAAAAAUUAGGCUUUGUUUCUCCUUCCACUAUUGUCUAAUGUUGAGGUUGUUUUUAGGAAUUAUAUUUUAUAAACUUUUUCAUAAUAAGGUACAUACCUAUACAGAACUUAACAUUUUGCACAGAAUAUAUCAAAUAUAUUUUGAGAAAAAAGUACAGCAUGAGUUCUGUUAGGAAAAAAAGAUGAAACUAUUGUAUCUCACCAAAAAAAAAAAAAAACUUAUUUCAGAAUGGAAAUAUUUUUGAGAAAAGUAGCUGAGUAUACUGAUUUAGGAAAAUACUUGUUUUGGAUUGAAACUCAUUUUAACUUAGUUGGAAGUUGAUAUAUUAAGUAAGUAUACCUCUCCACAACUUGAUAAUAAUACGUUGUAUUAUGUCACUAAUGUGAACAGCAGUAGAAUACUAAAAGAAAAAGUUGUCAUUUUAAGCAACUUCAGAACAUUAAUGGAACUGUUUUCAAAGAAGAAAAGUUGAAACAUUGCUGCCUUUAAAAUUCUAUGAAUGAAAGAAAUUGUCGUGUCAAAACAGAAUUGUGGCAGGUGUUGUGUGUCAACUGUUGUUUCUUUGCCACAUGUAUUUGAGAGUUUUAACACCAAGUUUAAAAUAAAACUUUUUACAACUGA